AUGGGAUUUGAUUUAGAAAGCGCAAAAUUGGCCAUUCCGCAAGGACUUUCUCUGUUACCCGGAGAAACCAUUGAGUUUAUAGCAAAAACCUGCGCGAUAAAACUUUUUGAAGCUACUGCUGAUGGUGGUUUUAAGGAAUGUGAUGAUGGAAUCGGCGAAUUUUAUGGUCAGUCAGAUGGUGCCGCUAAUGAGUCAACAGUAUUGAUCACCAAUUAUCGAACAUGUUAUCGACCUGUAAGAAAUUCCUCUACGACAUCGUUACAUCCACAAAUAGAUUUGAUGCGUUCUACUACACAGAUUCCACAUCUUUCUAUAUCUCAAAUUGAAGAGUCACAAGCUCAAAUUACUAUAACUCUCAAGUUUUCACCGUCAAAAUAUUUGUUUAAAUUCUCAAAACCAAAACCAACCGCAUUAGUAGGAAAUUUUAUCAAUAUCCGAACCACCGCAAAUUCCCUCUGUCAUGAUUUUACGACUAUAAUGAAACGAUUUGUAUAUCCAAGUAGUUUGGAAAAUACUUUUGCUUUUCAUAUGGGUGAGGCGGAGGUAUUUAAAAAAAAUGAUCAGAUAAAACGAGAUCAGAAUAUUCAACGUAUUCGUAAACUAUCAUUAGAGGAAAAAAUCUUUGAGGAAUUAUUUGGUGAAAAGGCUUGGAUGAAUCUGUUUUCAAACGAACCCGUGAUUUGGGCUGGUCUAAAGGAUUUUUCAAUAUCUCCAACUUAUCCCCAAGAUUUCAUUUUACCAACACAAGUUCUUAAAGAAACGUUAGCGAAUUUAAAUUCAUCUAGUACUUGUUCCAAUCUAUCUAAUACUUCACUUGAAUCACAGCCUACGGCUGGUUCGCAAACUACAUCUGAAUCACAAUCAGGUUCUUCUUUCUUCGAAAAUCUUGCUAAGUUUCGGUCUCGUGGACGCUUUCCUGUUAUUUGUUGGAAAAAAGGUCAUAAUGUAUUGAUGAGGAGUGGUCAACCAAUGGUUGGAUUUUUAGGAUCAAGAGGAUUUGAAGAUGAGACACUAAUGCGUGAAGUUCUUUCUACUGUUGAUGAAGAGCAUCAAAUUUUAGCCACAACGAUAAUAAGAAAAGGUUAUGAUGGGGAUGAAUUCAAUAAUCAUAGAUUUUCUAAACAUUAUGGAGGUUUUUAUGAGCCUUGUGGUAUGAAAUUAUGUGUUUUAGAUGCAAGAGGUUAUGCGGCAGCUCUUUCUAAUGGAUAUCAGGGGGGAGGAUAUGAGAAUAUAGAUGGUGUUGUCGGAAAAUUAGUGGAUGAAGAUGCUAGUGUUUUAGUGGGUCUACAAGUGUUAAUUGAAAAGGAAUGGAUCGCUUUUGGACAUCCUUUUCGCUCACGUAGUGAACUCCCCAAUAAUCUUUGUAAUAGUGAUCCCAGAUUACAUUCAAAGAAUAAACAAACAUCUCGUAAUUUCAAAGAACCGCAAAAUUUACCGCCCGCCCCUGCUCCUGUGUUUCUUUUAUUCCUUACUUGUCUUCAUCACAUUUUGGAACAAUUUCCAUCAGCAUUCGAAUAUAACGACUUCUUUUUGCUGUGUCUUGCUCGAGCCGCGGCAGGAAAUUCCCCGUUUGGUGAUUUUCUAUGUAAUUCGGAAUGUGAACGAGAAGCUAUACAAUUAAGAGAAAGAACAAGGAGCAUAUGGUCAUGGGUCAAAGAACGUAGGCAAUGGUUUAGGAAUCCACUAUAUCAAAGAAUUCGUCCAUAUGACUUAAUUCACCAUAAUGAUCACAGUACGUGGAGUGAUCAUUCGUGGAAGAAGGAUGUUUUGCGUCCAGACACUGAUGCAAGAGUUAUUACAUUAUGGACUGAUUACUAUUUCCCAAAAAAUGAUCUAUCAAUUGCAUUACUAUCAACGCCCUAUGGUGCUGAUGUUGAACUGGAAGAAGGCAUAGGACCUUCUCAACAUCGCAUUGGAGGAUUUCCUUCAGAAUAUUACCUUGUCAGCCUUUUCAUGAAAAGAAAAAGGCGGAGAAUUGCAGAAAAAGUUUGGACGGUUUGGAGGUCAUUUUUAUUAGAAAACAGACAAAAGUCAUUAAAGACAAAGAAAGAAAAAAAAAAAGUAGUAAGCGAUGAAGAAAAGUGGGACGUUCUUCAUGGAUCAGAGUGGAAAGAUGAUGCGCCAAAUCAAUCGCAGGAUGUACAGGACAGAACAAGUAUGGAUCACGUAAACAAAGACUUGGAUAAGAAUUCAAUAUUAUCCUCAUCACUGCAGUCAACUUGUGAACAAUUGAACAAUUUACUUUCAACUGAUUUUGAUGAUGAUAUAGAAGAAUCAGAAGAUGAUACAAAUAUAAUUUUAUCUGGAGAAAUAUGCGAAAGCCAAUUUUUAGAAUGGGUUCAUCUAUCCAGUCAAGGUAGCGAGGACUCCGAAACAACCAGAAUAUUGGCGGAAUUACUUAAAGAAGCACAGUUGGAUGGACUUUUAUCUCAAAGUAUAUGUCAAGACAAUGAAUCUUUGACGGAAUUAUUAAAAGAAGCCCAAUCAGAAAAUCAAGUUUUUUGCCAGAACGUACAUUCAGAUACUGAGACGCUAACGGAAUUACUUAAAGAAGCUCAAUUAGACAAUCAUUACUUAUGUAGAAGUAGAUGUUCAAAUACCUCAUCUAUUAACCGAAAUUCCACUUCAACAAACCUUACCUUCAAGACACCAAUAAAUCCAAACCUUCAUUCGAUUAUAAUAGAAAAUAAUAAAUCACCAGAUGAAAAAGAUUUUGUGGGUAUAGUGUCAUCACCAGAACCAUUAAAACCAAUUAACAAAAGCUCACCAGAUCUGAGUGAAUUUGAAUUUGUGAUUGUAUAA
Racocetra fulgida is the source of this 2802-nucleotide messenger RNA. Lineage: Eukaryota; Fungi; Glomeromycota; Glomeromycetes; Diversisporales; Gigasporaceae. The record is from the annotation of a GenBank genome assembly.